CCCAGUUCCAGUGAUUGGGCUCCUGAACCGAUAAUCGAACCCCUCAUAGACCAUUGGUUUGUGGCCCUCGUCUCCCGCCUGCCCAGUUUCCCACGGGUCUCGUUCCCAGGCUCAUAUGCCCAUCACCGCAGGCUAGAAUCCUACUCCUGGCGCGACACCGAGCUAAUCUCGCUGGUGAAUCUGAUGUGGCUACCCGGUCCGGAAGGGAUGCUCCGGUUCUGGGCGGCUUGCGACAAGCAUUGGGAGGAGGACGAUGAUGACGAGGACGGUUUUGCCAAGGGGUGGAAGCCGAACGUGGCCAUCACCGUAUUUACGGGGUCCAGUAAGAGCCGAAAAGAGCACGAACCUCACACGGAGGCGACUAUGCCGGACGGACAAGAGACGGGUUUGUGGCCGACAUCAGAGGAGGUUGCGAGCAGGGAGGUGUGCUAUUGCCCGCCGCCAUGGGCACUGUCCCCUAUUUGAGGUCGUCCAUACCCAGCGAAUUAUCCAGAGAGACAAGCGGCUUGCUUGCCUUUGAACAGCCCGAUGCUCUUCUCGCUGGUGUGCGGGGGCUGGCGGAAGCAGUUCUGGCUAAGGAACCACGGCUGGCAACGGCGGCGCGAUCGCAAGCAACUGGCACGACAGCAGCUGGGCCAAGCCAGUUGCCCGCGGAGAGGGCCUGAGUGAGAUAGCGUGCGCAUGGUGAGCAGCAAGGGCCACUAGGCGACGAAAAGGCCAGGGAAAAGAAAUCCGAACUCGUCGUGCCACUUGGUUCCAGGAUCGGAGUGCUGAGCGCCGAGAAUGAGAGUUCUGAUACAGAGGUAAAUUCGUCACCAUUGAAGUCGAAAAAUGUGUUGAGAAAGUGCCGAAUAGCCUCGCCUAGCUGGCAGUGUUUUUGUUUUCCUUUUGUUUCUAUCCUUGUUCCCAUCGAAGGGUUAAGGCCCUUGAUGGACGGGGCUGCCACGAGUGUGCGUCUUGCAACCGCGAGGCCGAGAGACUGAAUCUGGUAAUGACCAUCAAACGAUAUAACCUGCUCCCUGGCACUCCAAAAUUACCAUGAGCCUCCCAUGU
Molecule: messenger RNA, 1053 nt
Organism: Thermothelomyces thermophilus ATCC 42464
Lineage: Eukaryota; Fungi; Ascomycota; Sordariomycetes; Sordariales; Chaetomiaceae
Exons: 1
Coding region: 208-465 (85 amino acids)
Source: RefSeq, a predicted model, not a curated record